Messenger RNA from Vicugna pacos (alpaca), 7125 nucleotides. The record is from RefSeq and is a predicted model, not a curated record. NCBI's taxonomy places the organism in Eukaryota, Metazoa, Chordata, Mammalia, Artiodactyla, Camelidae.
GCCCAUUCCCUCAGCGUGAGUUUCGCGGCGCGGCGGACAUGGCGGUGGAGUCCUGAGCUCGUCGUGUCCCGGCCUCCAGCGGCGGCGGCGGUGACGGCGGCAGCGGGAGGCGGAGGGGGAGCGGGAGCCACUGAGAUGAGGAGGCGCCGCGCGCGCCUGUAGCUCGUGGGCCUCGCAGUUUGCUUGCCUAAACUGGAUUUGAAGCAAUUCAAACUACCGGAGAUCUGCCAUUUUACAAUAUCACAAUUGGAAAGAAGCAGGUUUUCAAAUAAUGGAAGAGUCUAAGACCUCUAAAAAUGAAAAUCAUGAACCAAAGAAGAAUGCUUGGGCUCUUUCUGAAGAAAGCAAAGCAGUUAAAGUUAUAACUAAUCAAACUUUGAAAGCUAGAAAUGAUAAAUCCAUAAAAGAAAUUGGGACCAAUUCUCCAAAUAGGAAUAGUAGUAAAAAAAAUAAGCAAAAUGAUAUUUGUAUAGAAAAAACAGAAGUUAAAUCAUGUAAAGUAAAUGCUGCCAGUGUUCCAGGCCCUAAAGAUUUGGGGUUAGUCCUUCGAGAUCAAAGUCAUUGCAAAGCAAAAAAAUCACCUAAUUCACCAGUGAAAUCAGAAAAAGUACCUAUUUCACAGGCAAAAGUAGAAAGGGCACCCAGUUUACAGGCAAAAGCAGAGAAGUCACCAAAGUCAUCUAAUUCACCAGUGAAGACAGAAAAGACACCCAGCUUCCAGGCAACAGUAGUAGAAAAGACACUUAAUUCACAGAGGAGAGCAGAAAAAGCACCCAGUUCUCAGAUGAAAUCAGAAAAGGUGCCCAGUUUACCCCCAGAAGCUGAGAAGGUACCAAGUUUACUAUUGAAAGAAAACAUGAGACAGACAGAAUUGCAGCAGAUUGGAAAAAAAAUUCCAAGCUCCUUUACUUCUCUGGACAAAGUGAAUAUUGAUGUUACAGAGGGAGAAAAAUCUGCUCUGGAAGACUCACAACAAUCUCAGAAGAAACAAACAUGUACAGAUAAUACUGGUGAUUCUGAUGAUAGUGCUUCAGGAAUUGAAGACAUAUCAGAUGAUUUGAGUAAAAUGAAGAAUGAUGAAUCUAAUAAAGAAAAUUCUUCAGAGAUGGACUAUUUAGAAAAUGCCACUGUGAUAGAUGAAUCUACAUUGACACCUGAGCAGAGGCUAGGUUUGAAACAAGCAGAAGAACGCUUAGAAAGAGAUCACAUCUUUCGACUUGAAAAACGCUCACCAGAAUAUACCAAUUGCCGAUAUCUAUGCAAACUUUGCUUAAUUCAUAUUGAAAACAUCCAGGGAGCUCAUAAACAUAUAAAGGAGAAACGACAUAAGAAAAACAUUUUGGAAAAACAGGAAGAAAGUGAGCUUCGUUCUCUGCCACCUCCUACCCCUGCCCACUUGGCUGCUUUAACUGUUGCAGUUAUUGAAUUGGCAAAAGAACAAGGAAUAACAGAUGAUGACCUCAGAGUCCGUCAGGAAAUUGUGGAAGAAAUGUCAAAGGUUAUAACAACAUUUUUACCAGAAUGUUCACUUAGGUUGUAUGGCUCGUCUCUGUCUAAGUUUGCUCUGAAAAGUAGUGAUGUUAAUAUAGAUAUAAAAUUUCCUCCCAAGAUGAAUCAUCCUGAUCUUCUGAUACAAGUGCUUGGGAUUUUAAAAAAAAGUGGUGAUUAUAAUGUUCGGACAAUAUUUGGGACUCUGCCUGUGGUUUGUGAUAAUACAGCAAAUGACACCAAGAGAGUACUAUAUGUAGAUGUGGAAUCUGAUUUUCAUGCGAAAGUUCCCGUUGUGGUGUGCAAGGAUCGGAAAAGUGGUUUGCUUUGUAGAGUGAGUGCAGGAAAUGAUAUGGCAUGCCUCACUACUGAUUUACUUGCUGCUCUUGGCAAAAUGGAACCUGUCUUUACUCCCUUGGUGUUAGCCUUUCGCUAUUGGGCUAAGUUGUGCUAUAUUGACUCCCAAACUGAUGGCGGAAUUCCUUCUUACUGUUUUGCUUUAAUGGUGAUGUUUUUCCUACAACAAAGAAAACCCCCUCUUCUUCCUUGCUUACUUGGAAGCUGGAUUGAAGGCUUUGACCCAAAAAGAAUGGAUGACUUUCAGCUGAAGGGCAUAGUAGAAGAGAAGUUUGUGAAGUGGGAAUAUAAUUCAAGUAGUGCAACUGAGAAAAACUCAAUUGCUGAGGAAAACAAAGCUAAGGCAGACCAACCAAAAGAUGAUACCAAGAAGACAGAAACAGACAACCAAAGUAAUGCCAUGAAGGAAAAACAUGGCAAAUCUCCUUUAACAUUGGAAACACAAAAUCAGGUGUCCCUGGGGCAGUUAUGGUUAGAGCUGCUAAAAUUUUACACACUGGAUUUUGCUUUGGAGGAAUAUGUCAUAUGUGUACGAAUACAAGAUAUUUUAACUAGAGAAAACAAAAACUGGCCUAAACGGCGAAUAGCCAUUGAAGAUCCAUUUUCAGUCAAGAGGAAUGUUGCACGGAGUUUAAACAGUCAGCUUGUUUAUGAAUAUGUAGUGGAGAGAUUCAGGGCAGCUUAUCGAUAUUUUGCCUGUCCUCAGAGGAAGGGUGGAAAUAAAUCUACAGUGGAUUCCAUGAAAAAAGAGAAGGGGAAAAUAAACAAUAAGAAACCAGUGAAGUCUGACAAUGUGGCAUCGAAUUGUUGCAUUCUACUUGGGGGAAGCACAGAAAAAAUAAAUGCAGAAAGAGGUCAACCUGAUAAAUAUGAUGAAAUGAAAUGUACAUCACAGAGAUGUAUUACUGAAGAUGACAUUUUGUUGAUAAAUGAACUAGAUUUGGCUGAAAAUGGACAGGAAUCAUCAUCUCUUUCUACCAGCGAAGGCAGUGAAUUACAGCCAAAAUCAGUUAAGAAGCAGGAUGUUUUAGCACCUUCAGAAACUUGUUUAAAGAAGGAGCUAAGCCGGUGUAAUUGCAUUGAUUAUAAAUCCCCUGAACCAGAUGAAUCUGCUGGUACAGACUGCAGGUCAAAUUUAGAAACAGAAAGUUCACAUCAGAUUGUGUGCACUGACACAUCUGCUACCUCUUGCAACUGCAAAGCUACAGAAGAUGCUUCUGACCUUAAUGAUGAUGAUAACCACCCUACCCAGGAAUUAUAUUAUGUGUUUGAUAAGUUUAUUUUAACUUCUGGCAAGCCGCCAACAAUAGUAUGCAGCAUCUGCAAAAAGGAUGGCCAUUCAAAAAAUGAUUGCCCAGAGGAUUUCAGGAAAAUUGAUCUAAAACCUCUACCACCAAUGACAAAUCGAUUUCGAGAAAUACUUGAUUUAGUAUGUAAAAGAUGUUUUGAUGAAUUAUCACCACCUUUCUCUGAACAGCACAACAGGGAACAGAUUUUAAUUGGCUUGGAAAAGUUUAUUCAAAAAGAAUAUGAUGAAAAGGCAAGAUUGUGCUUAUUUGGCUCUUCUAAGAAUGGAUUUGGAUUUCGUGAUAGUGAUCUGGAUAUUUGCAUGACCUUGGAGGGCCAUGAAAAUGCAGAGAAAUUAAAUUGUAAGGAAAUAAUUGAAAAUUUGGCGAAAAUUCUUAAGAGACAUCCAGGUUUAAGAAACAUUUUGCCUAUAACUACUGCCAAAGUGCCUAUAGUAAAAUUUGAACACAGACGAAGUGGUUUAGAAGGCGAUAUCAGUUUAUAUAAUACAUUGGCUCAGCAUAACACAAGAAUGCUAGCUACAUAUGCAGCUAUUGAUCCUAGAGUACAGUACUUGGGAUACACUAUGAAAGUGUUUGCUAAGCGAUGUGACAUUGGAGAUGCUUCCAGGGGAAGUUUAUCUUCAUAUGCUUAUAUCCUUAUGGUGCUGUACUUCCUGCAGCAGAGAAAACCACCUGUUAUCCCAGUUCUACAAGAGAUCUUUGAUGGAAAACAGAUCCCACAGAGAAUGGUUGAUGGAUGGAAUGCUUUUUUCUUUGAUAAAACAGAAGAACUGAAAAAACGUUUACCUUCACUUGGAAAGAACACAGAAACAUUAGGAGAGCUUUGGUUGGGGCUGCUUCGCUUCUAUACUGAAGAAUUUGAUUUCAAAGAAUAUGUAAUUAGCAUUCGGCAGAAAAAACUUUUGACAACUUUUGAGAAGCAGUGGACAUCCAAAUGCAUUGCAAUUGAAGACCCUUUUGAUUUGAAUCAUAACCUUGGUGCUGGAGUUUCUAGAAAAAUGACCAAUUUCAUCAUGAAAGCAUUUAUCAAUGGAAGGAAACUUUUUGGUACCCCCUUUUAUCCACUCAUUGGCAGAGAAGCUGAGUACUUCUUUGAUUCCAGAGUAUUAACAGAUGGAGAACUGGCUCCCAAUGAUCGGUGUUGCCGUGUGUGUGGAAAAAUAGGCCACUACAUGAAAGACUGCCCCAAAAGGAGAAGCAGUUUACUGUUUAGACUAAAGAAGAAAGACAGUGAAGAAGAGAAGGAAGGGAAUGAAGAGGAGAAAGAUUCCCGAGACCUUGACACCCGAGACCUCCACGACACUCGAGACUUUAGAGACCCCAGAGACCUCAGAUGUUUUAUAUGCGGAGAUGCAGGACAUGUGCGAAGGGAGUGCCCAGAGGUCAAGCUGGCCCGUCAAAGGAAUAGCAGUGUGGCAGCAGCCCAGCUGGUCCGCAACCUUGUAAAUGCCCAGCAGGUGGCUGGUUCAGCCCAGCAACAGAGUGAUCAGUCCAUAAGGACUAGACAGUCCUCAGAAUGUUCUGAUUCACCAUCUUAUUCUCCCCAGCCCCAGCCAUUUCCACAGAACUCUUCCCAGUCCACUGCCAUUACCCAGCCUCCAUCCCAGCCAGGAUCUCAACCCAAGCUUGGCCCACCUCAGCAGGGAGCCCAGCCCCCACAUCAAGUCCAGAUGCCUAUGUAUAACUUUCCCCAGUCACCACCAGCUCAGUAUUCUCCCAUGCACAAUAUGGGAUUGUUGCCAGUGCACCCUCUCCAGAUUCCUGCCCCAUCCUGGCCUAUUCAUGGCCCAGUAAUCCAUUCUGCACCAGGCAGUGCCCCCAGCAAUAUUGGCCUAAAUGAUCCCAGCAUCAUCUUUGCACAGCCUGCUGCCAGACCUGUGGCGAUCCCUAGCUCCUCUCAUGAUGGACACUGGCCUCGUACUGUCGCUCCGAAUUCCCUGGUGAACAAUGGUACAGUAGGGAAUUCAGAGCCAGGAUUUCCAGGACUGAAUCCUCCAAUUCCUUGGGAACAUGCACCACGACCCCAUUUCCCUCUUGUCCCAGCUUCGUGGCCUUAUGGUUUGCAUCAAAACUUCAUGCAUCAGGGAAGUGCCAGAUUUCAGCCCAACAAACCUUUCUAUACUCAAGGCAACGAUAAAGUAAAGUACUCCCGUACUGCAGGAGGCUAACUGCUCCUAUUACAGUUCUUUAUUGAGACAACCAAAAGGCCCAUAUGCUAUACCUGGAGACUUGGAGCGAGAUCUGUGCCGUCUAUCUCGGGACCUGCUGCGAUGACGCCUUGGACUCUUGCUCCGAUGCCUUUCUCGGCGAGGAGAGGGGCUGUGGAAAUGACUGGUUAGACACCCAUAUCUAUCUGACAAUAUAAGCACAACAAUAGCACCCACCUUCCCAAAUCCCUAUCCUUCAUCACAAGUCAUUAAAGGCCUACCUUCUUCUUUUGGGAGACCGACUCCGCCUAUAUGGGAAGAAAAAAGAGGAAGAACAACCUUAGUAGGUACACUGGAUACUAUAAAUUGCAAAAAUUGUCCCAAUUCUUCACCCAUCUCUGUUGUUCAUGUCCUUUAUCAUUUUUUUUAUACCCUCUGACUCUUAAGUCUGAGAUUGGCCAUAUGGCUUGCUUUGGCCAAUGGGAUAUUUGUGCAUGUGAUGCAAGCAGAUACUGGAAAGAUGCUUGCAUGGUUAGGCUUCUUUGCUCUUGUAUUCUGCCACUACUUUCUUGAGAACAUGCCUGACCUUGCCUAGAGUCUGACAUACAUAGAGAUGAGUUGCUCAAGUCAUCCUAGGUAGGGCCAUCCUAUACCAGCCAACAGACAGCUGACCGCAAAACAGGUAAGUGACAAUAACUUAUACUGAAAAUAACUGCCAAUCUAAUCCUAGCUUAAAUCACUGACCACAUAAUCUGAUUUAAGUCAGACUGAGUAUUUGGAGUGCUUCCCCAAAACAACCACUUAUUUUUUAAGCUGUCAUGUGAAAUAUUUUUUAAAAACAGAAAAAAUUAUGGCAAUUAAAAACGUAAAGACAGUUCCCAGCUUCUGGCUGUUAGGAGAUGCCAUGGAUGCUUCAGGCUGUUUGAACAGUAUAACCUAAAACAUGGAUAUCUGACCAAAUCAUACAAUUUAUAUCAACAAUAUGAAUGACAAAAUUAAAAAAGAAGAAUUGAAGAGAUCCCUGUAUGUUCUGUUUUCUCAGUUUGGCCAUAUAUUAGAAUAUUGUAGCUUUAAAGACUGAAGAUGAGGGGGCAAGCCUUUGUUAUAUUUAAGGAACUGGGCUCUUCCACAAAUGUCUUGAGACAGUUACAGGGGUUUCCAUUUUAUGGCAAACCAAUGCGAAUCCAGUAUGCAAAAACAGAUUCCGAUACAAUAUCUAAAAAGCAUGGCACUUUUGCUAACAAAGAAAAGAAAAAAGCGAAAACUGUGGAACAGACUGCAGCAACCACCAACAAAAAGCCUGGUCAGGGAACACCAAAUUCAGCUAAUACCCAAGGAAAUGCAACACCAAAUCCUCAGGUUCCUGAUUACCCUCCAAACUAUAUUGUAUUCCUUAGUAACUUACCAGAAGAGACUAAUGAGAUGAUGUUAUCCAUGUUGUUUAAUCAGUUUCCUGGUUUCAAGGAAGUACGUUUAGUACCUGGGAGGCAUAACAUUGCUUUUGUUGAAUUUGAAAAUGAUGGCCAGGCUGGAGCUGCCAGGGAUGCUUUACAAGGGUUUAAGAUCACACCAUCCCAUGCCAUGAAGAUCACUUAUGCCAGGAAAUAACAGUUGGGAUAGUUGUCUUUAAAGGACUGGGUGUUAUUUAUAGUUUUCAUUUUGAUAACAGUUGCUCAGGCCAUUUUAAUAGUUGUGUGUGGAGCAGGGGGGAGUAUAUGUGAAAUUUUUGUAAAGGAUUUUAAAAAAUUACCUAGUCUUUGUUUAGCCUUAGUGAACUAUAAACUAUGAAGGCCUUAAUUUUGUACAAUAAACUUUUAUUUGUA